Coffea eugenioides is the source of this 1645-nucleotide messenger RNA. Its product is annotated as protein EARLY-RESPONSIVE TO DEHYDRATION 7, chloroplastic-like. The coding region runs from base 29 to 1480 and encodes 483 amino acids. NCBI's taxonomy places the organism in Eukaryota, Viridiplantae, Streptophyta, Magnoliopsida, Gentianales, Rubiaceae. Gene Ontology annotation, cellular component: plasma membrane. The record is from RefSeq and is a predicted model, not a curated record. The transcript is spliced from 4 exons.
UAAUUUCGUAGUAACUUUAGAUCCAGCAAUGGCGUCGGAGAAAAAUAAUCCUACUCGAUCUCCAAUGUACCCUCAGGUCAUCGACCCAAAUUACGAAACUACCCUCCCCCCAUCUUCAUCAUCGCCAUCCUCUCGCCCCAAUCUGUACCCUACCAUUGACAUGAAAGACCUCGUCGAGAACCUCUUUCCGGACGUUAAUGACGAAACUCCCCCCGCAAACAUUUCUAGUGCCCCCUCUGCCCCUCCCGAAUCCAUGGAGGAAACUCUCCUCACUGUCCCCGGCGCCAUCCUCCACUUGAUCGACAAGCAAUACUCCGUCGAGCUCGCCACUGGGGAUUUAGUCAUCCUCCGUCUCCGGCAAGGAGACAACACCGUUGCCGUUCUAGCCCGGGUGGCUGACGAGAUCCAGUGGCCUCUGACCAAGGACCUGGCCGCCGUCAAACUCGAUCCUUCUCGUUACUUCUUCUCCUUCUGCGCCCCGAUAGAGGGCGAAGGUUCGGACUCCAGCAGCGACGAUGAAAUUGAUGACAAAAGGCAAAAGCAGAAGCAAAAGAAAAAGAAAAAGAAAAAGAAAAAUAGAAAAGAAUCGGAAAAUAUUGAGUCGUUAGACGUGUUAAAUUACGGAUUGACGAUAGCUUCGAAGGGUCAGGAGGAUUUGUUGAAACAAUUAGAUGGAGUUUUAGAGAUUUCGAGCAGUUUUUCAGUACAACAAGUCGAAGAAAAGGUGGUGGCGCAGUUGGGUGGCGCGGUGGCCAGGGAGGUGUCGCCAGCUGACUUGGUGUCGGAGAAGAAGAAGGAGGUAUUGGAAGAGCGGUGCGCAGCGUAUUGGACCACGCUGGCGCCUAAUGUAGAAGAGUACAGUGGGACUGCAGCCAAGUUGAUAGCAGCUGGAUCAGGCCAGUUAGUUAAGGGGAUAUUGUGGUGUGGAGACGUUACCGUGGAUAGGUUGAAAUGGGGAAAUGAGGUUUUAAAGACGAGAAUGACCACAGGGUCCAAGGCUGAGGUUAGUCCCGAUACCUUAAGAAGGAUAAAAAGGGUUAAGAGAGUGACAAAGAUGACUGAGAAGGUAGCGCUAGGGGUCCUUUCAGGUGUUGUGAAGGUUUCAGGUUUCUUUACCAGUUCAGUUGCCAACUCCAAAGCUGGAAAGAAGUUCUUUGGCCUCUUACCGGGGGAAAUGGUCCUUGCCUCUCUGGAUGGAUUCAGUAAAAUUUGUGAUGCUGUCGAGGUAGCAGGAAAGAAUGUAAUGUCAACGUCAUCGACCGUGACGACUGGACUUGUCUCCCAUAGAUAUGGGGAAGAAGCAGCUAAGGCAGCAAGUGAAGGGCUCGAUGCUGCAGGGCAUGCCGUAGGAACUGCAUGGGCUGUUUUUAAGAUCAGAAAGGCACUAAAUCCAAAAGGUGUUCUAAGCCCCCGUUCCUUGGCUAAGUCUGCUGCUAAAUCUGUUGCUGCUGAGAAAAAAGCUAAGAGUUCCAAGAAAUAGUUAAGGAUGUUGUUUCUUGGCUCCACUUAUUCAGUUAAAUGCUGCAAAGUAAUUAUGCCCUGUCACACAUCUCCAAUUUGACAUGUCAUGUAGGAGAUCUGAGGCCUGGGUCUAUUGUUGUAACUUUCUCUUCUAGGUGAAAUUCAUUUCUGGUAAGUUUUCCCC